AUGUCUAUUGUAACUAUACGUGAUGUCACAUUCCUGAACAAUCCGGCAAAAUUCCAAGAUCCAUACUACUUCAAGGUUACGUUCGAGUGCAUAGCUCCACUGAAGGAAGACCUUGAAUGGAGAGUUAUAUUCGUCGCCUCUCCCGACCGAGAAGAUCUUGAUCAAGAACUUGACGACUGUAUGGUUGGACCAGUACCCCCUGGCGUGAACGCCUUUGAUUUUGAAGCCAACCCACCCAACCCCGCAAGCAUACCUAAAGAGGAUGUACUAGGAGUUGCAGCAGUUAUUCUAACAGGCCUAUACAAAGACCAGGAGUUUGUCCGAGUGGGAUACUAUCAAAAUACCGAAUACGACACAGAGGAAAUGAACCAAGACCCUCCAGCUGAAAUAGAUUUCUCUCGGCUACGUCGAGAACUGGCUGCAAAGCCUCGUGUAACGAGGUUCAACAUCAAGUGGGAUACCGACGCCACUCCUGCGCCAACCACCCCUUCGAUACCCACCGCUUCAUCCAAUACAACAAACGCCGCUCCGGGCGCACCGUUGGCUCGAGACCCUGGGGCGUACGGUGGGCUUUCAGCAUCCUCUGUAUCCGUUCCAGCCGCAUCUAGCACUGCCGCAACUCUUUCCGUACACAUGUAUGACAGACGAACUGGACUUCUAGAUUUACCGGCUGAACUGCUGUUUGAAAUAUUGGCAUACUCUACUUCGGCUCAACUACCCCUUGUCAAUAAACACCUUUUGCACACCUUCCACCACGCUCCGCCGUCUUGCCGAGCCUAUUUCAUACUGGGCAGACUCAAGCCAUCGGCUCUCAUAACACCCGGGCUCAUCUUAGAGAGCGCACUCUCCUAUCCAAUAUGCACUGAAAUCGUUCUCGACUAUCUGGAGCACAUGUGUCCGCUUGCCUUGUUAUCCCGGUCGGAGCUCAAGGCUGUCCGCGUCUCACCAGGUAGAUGGCUGUUCCGAAACCUACAAAGCCAACCCAAACCGAAGCGGAGGCGAAAAUACGGGCCUAAUUUUACUCCUAACCCAUUAUUUUGUUCGAAUGCAAACUCUCGUACCAAUCCGUUAACCUUUCUCGAGGCUCUAGAACGUCGAUACACGCUUGAAUUCCCGGCGCUUGGAUCGGCGUUUUCUUUAGCCAUGUGCGUGCGAGCUGGGCCAGCGCAACGCCCGUUGUUGGAACUUUUGCUACGGAACGGCGCAGAUCCCAGUGCCAAAUCUUGUUUGCCGUUACAGAUUGCUGCCGCCUCGGGUGAUCUAGGCGCGUUGAAGUUGAUGAUUGAGCCUUCCGUAGAGCAACAAGCCCAGGGAACCGUUGGGGCAAAACGUAGGCGAAUGGAGGACAGAGCCCAACCAACGACCAAAGUUUUAUUGGAGGCUGUCAAGGGGAGACACAUCGAGGUGGCGGAAUGGCUCAUGCAUGAGAAAGGCGUUGUUCCAGAUAUGACAACCAUGCGGAUGUUACAAGAUGUUUAG
Messenger RNA from Rhizoctonia solani, 1479 nucleotides. Its product is annotated as histone chaperone ASF1. Gene Ontology annotation, biological process: DNA replication-dependent chromatin assembly. Gene Ontology annotation, cellular component: nucleus. Gene Ontology annotation, molecular function: histone binding. Bases 1 to 1479 code for a protein of 492 amino acids. The transcript is spliced from 5 exons. Lineage: Eukaryota; Fungi; Basidiomycota; Agaricomycetes; Cantharellales; Ceratobasidiaceae. The record is from RefSeq and is a predicted model, not a curated record.